Messenger RNA from Zeugodacus cucurbitae (melon fly), 3373 nucleotides. Its product is annotated as transmembrane channel-like protein 7. Gene Ontology annotation, molecular function: mechanosensitive monoatomic ion channel activity. The transcript is spliced from 3 exons. Gene Ontology annotation, cellular component: plasma membrane. The record is from RefSeq and is a predicted model, not a curated record. Bases 821 to 3151 code for a protein of 776 amino acids. NCBI's taxonomy places the organism in Eukaryota, Metazoa, Arthropoda, Insecta, Diptera, Tephritidae.
AUAAAAUACAUAGCUCAUUCAUAUAAAUGCAGUAAAAUAACAUGAGGACCAUUUAAAUUGAAAUCUAUCAUUUAUUAGAAUGAAGUUAAUUUUAAAAUUUUGGCACUGUUGUAUUUCACCAAUUCGGACUUGUAAAUCGCAAAAUAUGCUACACAUUCAAUAUUUAUCUCGCGAAAAUAUUUCAAAAUAUUUAAAUAUUUUGUGAUAUGGAUCGUGAUCCAUCAAUAUUGCAUGCUAAACGUUCAAUAAAUACAGGAAAUAUCACGAUAAAUACUGAACGUGUAGCAGGCGCCAUUGAGGCCAUCGAUUUCAAUUUUUUUUUCAAUUACAUAUAACAUAUGGUAGACAUUUUCGUAAGUGACUAUUUAUAAUAAUCGAUUCAAAAUAUAUUACUGCUACGUUGUUACAUUAAAUUAACAAUUCUUGCACACAAUACCAAAAACAUUAGAAAUACAUUAUUUUCAAGGAAUAGGAAAUUGCUUCAACUAUUAUGUAGAGUUUGGACAUGAAAUGGGAAGAAAUGUUAUAAAAAACUUGGUUCGAGAAAUCUUGUCAAAAUCAUUGUGAAAUUUUGUCUGUAUCUCACUCUUUGAAUAUUUUGUGGCAUUUCAUUGUAAGCAAUAGUGUAUGCCAUUUAUUGCUUACCAUAAAGAAGUACUUAUGAUAAAAUAUUUUGCCUGUCAAAAUGCCUAGUAAGUACCUGUUAAAAUACGCAUACAAAAGAUAAAAAGUUAGGAUAUCCCAUUUAUACGGCAACGCCGACAAUAAUAAAUACAAACAAAAUUUUUUAUAAUUGUGGUUAUUAAUUAGUGUUUUGGUAAUGUCUGACGUUUCUAAAAAUAAGCAAAAAGCUAAAAGAACUAAUGGUUGGGAAGAAGCAGGUUGCGAAUUUUAUCAGGAGAGUUAUUGUGCUGAUUGGGAUGGUUUCGCUAAAAACCCUAUAGCAAUAACUACUUUACUACCGUCAAAACAAAACAGGCUAGGCACUUCAAAGAGGAAUUACACCCAGCUGGAUCGAAAACAGAAACUUUGCUGGCAACAGUUUCCUUCUACUACACAAAGAAAUUAUCAACAGAAUGAUGGUCAAUUUUCCCUGCUGCCUGAUUUAUCUCAAGUCAUUAAUGACGAGGAGCAUAUUUGGGAAGAGAUGUUCCAAAUUAAACAGUUACCGUUAUCAAUGCACCAAAAAAAGGAAUUUAAAUUGGAUUUGCAGAGUGCAACCAAAUUACGUCUUCAAGGAUUUAAUCAACUUAAAUGGAAACAUCGCAAAGCUUGGCAAAAAAUUGCAUUGGAGUGGUCCAAAUUUAGUGCUAUUAUAAGAUUGUGGCAGUCAUCUUUAAAAGAUAUCGAGGGACAUUUUGGUAGUGGGGUAGCUGCAUAUUUUAUAUUUUUACGGUGGCUUUUUUAUCUUAACUGUGUUACAUUCUUAUUAAUAAUUAUAUUUGUAAUAAUUCCAAAUAUUAUAUCAUAUGAGAUAUACGACAAAUGUAAGAUUCCACAAAAUUUUAAUCAGACAAAUAAUUGUCUAACAGAAGAUAUUAAUCGAAAAACAUAUAUGGAUUCCACGAGCGGUGAAUCUGUCAAUAUUCUUGAUAUAGUACAAGGCACUGGAGCACUGGAAACAUCAUUGAUGUUCUAUGGAGGAUAUUCGAAUAAAACAGUUGGAAUUGCAUUCAAAGACACCCUUAACUCUACUCAAAAUGAAAAACAACAUUCCUUCUAUUACGAUUUAUCUUCUGCAUAUAUAUUCGCCGUUCUGGGUUACUUUUCAACUACGUUAAUUUUCAUUGUAAAAGCAUCUGCCCGUGAAUUUAAAGAUCGUCUUAUUAAUGGCCGAUGGCAGUUUUAUCAGUACUGCAACCUUGCUUUUGGUGGUUGGGACUUUUGUAUUCAUAAUGAAAAAUCGAGUGUAAUUAAGCAUAAAGCAGUCUUUAAUGAAUUUAAAAGCUCAAUUCAUUCAAAACGCAUUGAAACUGAAAGAAAUAAUCGCUCGAAUGACUAUAUGUUAAAACUUAUUAUGAUACGAAUUAUUGUUAAUAUUUCUGUUGCUAUUACAUUAAUUCUCUCAGCAUAUGUAAUAUUUUUACUAUUUAAUAUGAGCUUAAAGCAGGGUCACGGUAAAUUUAUCAAUAUUAAUUAUGGAGAAGUGAAUUCAAUUAACACUGUUAAUGUUGAGGGUACGCCUACACUACAAGUUCUUGAGUUAUUCUUUGAUUUUGCUCCAUAUAUUUGCAUUGUUUUUUUAAAUCUCAUAUUGCCAGCAUUUUUUAAAUAUUUGUGUUCUUUCGAAAAGUAUUCUCCCUUGUUUGUGAUAAAAAUAAGCUUAAUCCGCAUGAUAUUUUUAAGAUUAGCUUCUUUAUUUAUUUUACUAAGCCGUUUCUAUUAUAUUGUAAUACCAGCCUCUGAAACUCGUGUUACGAAAUCUGUUCCAUAUAAAUGUUGGGAAACAUUUGUGGGUCAGCAAUUCUAUAAGCUUGUUUUAACAGACUUCUUUAGUCAUUUGUUCGUAACUUUUUGCUUUAACCUUCCCCGUGCUAUAUUAGCAAUAUAUUUUAAUAAUAAUUUUGUUAAAUUUACUUGCGAGCAGGAGUUUGAACUUUCUAAGCAUGCUUUGGAUAUUGUAUAUUUACAAACAAUUUGUUGGAUAGGAAGCUUUUAUAUGCCCUUUUUGCCAGCCUUAAUUAUCGGAAUUAUGUUUCUAAUGUUUUACAUAAAAAAGUUUCAAUGCCUCAUAAAUUCGAAACCAACUAAAAUUUUAUAUGGAACUUCACGCUCUAAUUCACUAUUUAUGUCUGUCCUAUUGAUAUCAUUUAUUGUUUCCGUAAUUGUAUUAACUUAUGCCUUUGCAGAAGUAUCACCUUCUGCAACUUGUGGACCUUUUAAAGAAUUAAAAACAGUAUGGGACGCACCAUUAUCGACUUUUAUGAGAAUGCCAAUAUUUGUCAAAGAUUUUGUAUUUUUCUUCGGAACGCCUGGAUUUGUUAUACCUUGUUUUUUUAUUCUAAUCCUAUUACUAUAUUAUUUUUAUGCGGUUUCGGAUGCCAAUAAAAAUAUGGUCGAGGUUUUGAAAAACCAGUUGGUAUUAGAAGGACACGAUAAAAAAUUCCUUUUAACCCGACUCUUAUUGACUCACCAAGAUACACAGGAAUAAAUUAUUAUAGAAAUUCAAAUACAUAUUAAGUAUAUACUCAUAAAACUAUAAGAACUUCAGUAUAUACAUAUGUAGAGGAAAUACGUGAUUUAUGUUACGCAACACUAAUGUAGAAUAUAUUUUAACAAUUGUCUACCGUCAAAAGCAACAUGAUACUCAUUAACUACCAAAAAAAAACAAAGAAUGUUUAUAAAUAAAGAACCAAUAAUGAACCAAAAUAAA